Cutaneotrichosporon oleaginosum is the source of this 976-nucleotide messenger RNA. RefSeq lists its product as uncharacterized. Lineage: Eukaryota; Fungi; Basidiomycota; Tremellomycetes; Trichosporonales; Trichosporonaceae. Gene Ontology annotation, cellular component: proteasome core complex. Gene Ontology annotation, molecular function: threonine-type endopeptidase activity. The record is from RefSeq and is a predicted model, not a curated record.
CUUGCAUCGUUCAUCGUUCGUUAACGCCUUCAGACAGCAUGGACGCCCUCGUCGCCAACAUCGCUCAUCCACCUUCCGCGCGCCGCGCCCCCAACGCCGAGGAAGAGCACUCGCCGGCGACAUGGGGAAGCAUGGGCGGCUUCGGCAACCUCGAUGCGAGCGGUGCCGUGAGCGGAAUGACGGUGCCCGCCGUCCCCGACCCCCUGGCCUUCCUUUCGCUGCACACCGACUCGAUGUCGACCAACCCUCAGGCCAAGAUUAAGCUGGCGCACGGCACGACCACCCUGGCGUUCCGCUUCAAGGGCGGUAUCAUCGUGGCCGUCGACUCGCGAGCCACCGCCGGUAGCUACAUCGCUUCGGGGACCGUUAAGAAGGUCAUCGAGAUCAACCCUUACCUCCUCGGCACUAUGGCCGGCGGUGCCGCCGACUGCCAGUACUGGGAGACAUAUCUUGGCAUGCAGUGCCGCUUGCACGAGUUGCGGAACAAGGAGCGCAUUUCGGUUGCCGCAGCUUCCAAGAUUCUAUCCAACAUUGUGUACCAGUACAAGGGGAUGGGAUUGAGCAUGGGGACCAUGAUCUGCGGUUGGGACAAGACUGGGCCCGCUCUCUUCUACGUUGACUCGGACGGGCAGCGCCUCAAGGGUGACCUGUUCUCGGUUGGCUCGGGUUCGACGUACGCGUACGGUGUACUCGACCAGGGCUACUCGUGGGAUCUGUCGGACGAGGACGCGCAGGAGCUCGGCCGCCGCUCGAUCUGCGCCGCGGGCCACCGCGAUGCCUACUCCGGUAACACGAUCAACCUGUACCAUGUGCGCGAGAACGGCUGGGAGUUCAUUGACAACUACGACCUCAGCGAACUGUGGUACAAGUACUCAAACGAGAAGAUGGAGAGGGUCGCCGCGGCGCGGGCGGCGCAGGGCGAGCCGAUUGCCGUCGAGUAGACCAUGUAUGCAUAGAACUAUUGAGCAGCGCGGGC